AUGUCCUCCUCAAGCACGACGGGUCGGUCACCCUCUGCCUCGGCCAAAGCAGACAAGAACAAAAAGCAAGUCAAGAUUGUAAUACUCAAGCUGUCACCCAAAAUCCUCCGUCGUUUCGAGGACCCUCCAGCCCAUUCGGAAGAGCAGGCUACGCCCUCAUCAGCCUCAUCUCCCCCUGCUGCAGUCGAGGAAACUUCUACUUUGAAAGUCCCUGAGGUCAAUGACAAUGCUUCCGAGGCCGCCUCGACCCCGGCUCCCACACCUGGUGAUGCAGCCGAUACCUCCAAUGGUGACGGCUCGAAGAAGCGCAAAGGAGGUUCAUUGGCAGGCAUUAAGAGAAGUCUAGGACAAAUGUUUGAUGUGAACGGACUACCGAAACCUCGGGGCAAGCCUGGUCCCAAAAAGAAACCCAGACUUGAAGACGGCACCAUUGAUCAUGGCGCCGCAAAAGGCUCGACUAUGGCUGGCAUCGCUGCUGGACACAAGCUGGGUCCAAAGGCUAAUCAAGGUGCCAUCAACGCCGGCCUUCGUGCCCUCGACCGAUCUGGCAAGCCCUGUCGCAAAUGGAGCAAAAAGCCCUUCAUCCUCAAGAGUUUCACUGGAGUGGUUUGGGAACUUGACUCAUGGCGAGGGACAGAGAGACCACAAGUGCUCAAUAGUGAAGAGUCAAGCGAUACCAAGGAAAUCUCACAGCAAAGUUCCAGCGACAUUAAACUUAACGAAAGUGACGUUGCCAUGGAGAGCAAUGCUGGCGACCAAGCAGAUCCCAUGCUCAUGUCGACGCCCGCCGCCAGUUCUCCAGCACCGAUGCCACCCUCAUCAGCAGCCAUUGCUGCUCAAGGUUGA
Cladophialophora psammophila CBS 110553 is the source of this 846-nucleotide messenger RNA. RefSeq lists its product as uncharacterized. Lineage: Eukaryota; Fungi; Ascomycota; Eurotiomycetes; Chaetothyriales; Herpotrichiellaceae. Bases 1 to 846 code for a protein of 281 amino acids. The record is from RefSeq and is a predicted model, not a curated record. Gene Ontology annotation, biological process: chromatin remodeling. Gene Ontology annotation, cellular component: Ino80 complex. The transcript has 2 exons.